Messenger RNA from Diaporthe citri, 1287 nucleotides. RefSeq lists its product as uncharacterized. Bases 1 to 1287 code for a protein of 428 amino acids. NCBI's taxonomy places the organism in Eukaryota, Fungi, Ascomycota, Sordariomycetes, Diaporthales, Diaporthaceae. Gene Ontology annotation, biological process: phospholipid biosynthetic process. The transcript has 4 exons. Gene Ontology annotation, molecular function: phosphotransferase activity, for other substituted phosphate groups. The record is from RefSeq and is a predicted model, not a curated record. Gene Ontology annotation, cellular component: membrane.
AUGGCUCCUAACAGCAAAGAAGCCGCCGCCGAGUGCGUCUCAGAAGAGGCCCUGGUACAUCUUAAGUCGUAUAAAUACUCUGCUGUCGACAAGUCGCCUGUCUCGUAUUACAUCCUUCGACCAUACUGGAACUGGGCCGCAGGUCUACUACCAGUAUGGAUGGCACCGAACACGGUCACGCUCGUCGGCUUCUUCUUUAUCCUGGCCAAUGUUGGACUACUUGUACUAUUCGUGCCAGAUCUAAUAGGCCCAGGGCCCUCAUGGCUGUACUUCAGCUUCGCACUCGGUCUCUUCAUGUACCAGACCAUGGACAACAUAGAUGGCAAACAAGCGCGGCGGACGGGCACGUCGAGCGGUCUCGGCGAGCUUUUUGACCACGGCAUCGAUUCUCUCAACUGUACCCUUGCGUCGCUUCUCGAGACGGCUGCCAUGGGCCUCGGCACGUCCAAGACAGGCGUCUUCACCGCGCUGUGCCCCUGCAUCCCCAUGUUCUUUUCCACCUGGGAGACAUACCACAGCCACACGCUUUACCUGGGUUUCAUCAACGGUCCGACAGAGGGCCUCCUCAUCGCCGCUUCUAUCAUGGCUCUGUCUGGAGUCUACGGCCCGCAGAUUUGGACGACUCCCGUCGUCAAGGUCCUGGGAGAGGACUACACCUUCGGCUACGCAGACCGGCUAGGCGAUCUUGCCGUGCGCGACAUAUGGGCACUUACAAUAGUAGGGGGUUUGUUCGUCCAUGUGCCGGGAUGCAUCAAGCACGUGGUCGAGGCGCGCCGAAGACAGAAGCUGCCGAUCGCGCCCGUUUUCCUCGAGUGGACCCCGAUGGCCGUCUACACAUUCUCCAUCGGAUUCUGGCUGUACAGCCCCUUUUCCACGCUGCGCCGUGAGAACCACCUUGUGCUGUUCUGCCUGACCAUGAGCUUCGUCUUCGGCCGCAUGACGACCAAGAUGAUCCUCGCGCACCUGACGCGCCAGCCCUUCCCAUACUGGACCGUAAUGCUGUUCCCGCUGGUAGGCGGCGCUAUCUUGGGCAACCUGCCACGGUUUGGACUGCCCGCAGUUACCGCCGAGGUGGAGACAGCAUAUCUGUACGGUUAUUUCGUCUUCGCGAUGAUUGCAUAUUUCCGUUGGGCUUUCUUAGUGACUGGUUCCAUCUGCGACUACUUGGGCAUCAGGGCGUUGACGGUGCCGCCUGAGAAGAUUGAAGAGACCAGGAGGAGAGAGCAAGCGGAGAAGAGAGGCGAAGCAACGAAUGGCACCGCCGUGAACGGGAAGAAGGCGCAAUAG